CUCCCGGGCGCACCAGCCGUGCGCCCUAGCGGCUCUCCGUGCGCCGCGCCCCAGGAUGGCAGAGGCGGAACUGCACAAGGAGAGGCUGCAAGCCAUUGCCGAAAAAAGAAAGAGGCAGACCGAAAUAGAAGGCAAGCGACAACAGCUUGACGAGCAGAUACUUCUGCUGCAGCAUUCCAAGUCCAAAGUGCUUCGAGAAAAAUGGCUGCUGCAAGGUGUACCUGCCGGAACUGCUGAAGAGGAGGAAGCCAGGAGGCGGCAGUCUGAGGAAGAUGAGUUCAGGGUCAAGCAGCUGGAAGACAACAUUCAGAGGCUGGAGCAGGAAAUACAGGCGCUAGAAAGCGAAGAGUCCCAGAUAUCUGCCAAAGAGCAAAUCAUCCUAGAGAAACUCAAGGAGACAGAGAAAUCCUUCAAGGACUUUCAGAAGAGCUUCUCCAACACGGAUGGAGAUGCAGUAACUUACAUUUCCUCCCAGCUCCCCAACCUGCCAAUCCUCUCUUCACGAACAGAACUGUCACCUGGGCAGGACGGGACCAGCAGAGCAGCUGCUAUGUACGCCAUGGAAAUUAAUGUGGAGACAGACAAACAAACAGGAGAGACCAAGAUUCUCUCUACAUCUACCAUUGGCCCAGAGGGGGUCCAACAGAGAGGAGUCAAGGUCUAUGAUGACGGUACCAAAGUAGUGUAUGAGGUGCACUCAGGAGGCACCAUAGUAGAAAACGGAGUGCACGCGUUAAGUGCAAAGGAUGUUGAAGAGCUUAUUCAGAAGGCUGGACAAUCAAGCUUGAAAGGAGGGCCCUUGGCUGAAAGGACUGUGAUUGCCGACGGGAGCCUCAGCCACCCGAAGGAACACAUGCUCUGUAAAGAAGCCAAGUUAGAAAUGGUCCAGAGAUCUAGGAAAGACCAUGCUUCUGGGAACCCAGGGCAGCAGACCCGAGCCCCCAGUGCCGAAGGGCCGGAGGGCAACUUGGAUCAGCCCGUCACCAUGAUUUUUAUGGGCUACCAAAAUAUCGAGGAUGAAGAAGAGACUAAAAAGGUGCUAGGCUAUGACGAAACCAUCAAGGCCGAAUUGGUCCUCAUCGACGAAGACGAUGAGAAGUCGCUGAGGGAGAAGACAGUGACGGAUGUGUCCACCAUCGACGGCAACGCCGCAGAGCUUGUGUCUGGGAGGCCGGCCUCAGACACCACAGAGCCCUCAUCCCCAGAAGGGAAGGAAGAGAGCCUGGCUACAGAGCCGGCCCCAGGAGUCGGGUGGGAGAGUGUCCUGCUAAAGGGAGAUGGGGCAGCCUCGGAUGCCACAGAAACAGCUGGCCCCGACAUGGCUAUCAAGAAGCCUCCCCAACUCUCCGAGGAUGACAUCCGGCUAAGAAGCGAGAGAGACGACGGUAGUGCCAAGCUCCUGGCGCCCGCUGCCAGCCCCCUCCUCCUGGAUCCCAACACCAUGGAAAUUGAGGUGUCCGUGGCAGAAUGUAAAGGCGUUCCCGGCGUAACUUCUGCCCCCCACUCUGUAGAUCACCCAUCCCCUUUCUACUCACCCCCCCACAAUGGCCUCGUCUCAGAUCAUCACGAAUCCCUGGAUAACGACGUGGCCAGAGAGAUCCGCUAUCUAGACGAGGUGCUGGAGGCCAACUGCUGUGAGUCCGCGGUGGAUGGGACGUACAAUGGGACAUCCUCCCCAGAGCCGGGCACGGGGACCCUGCAGGGCAACCUGAGCCCCCCAGCCCACACGGUCGGCCAGCCGGAACCCACGGAGAGAGCAGCUGGCAGGCAGGCACCACCUCCCACUGUAGACACGAUGGCAGAGGGACAGAGGACGAACGGCCACCACCCCGAGCAGCCCAGAGACGUGCUGGGGGACAGCCCGCAGGCCCCCGUGAGCCCCAGCUCCUCGACCAGCUCGCGACACUCCUCCCGGGACGGGGAGCUGACGCUCACCACGCUGAAGAAGGAGGCCAAGUUUGAGCUGCGCGCCUUCCACGAGGACAAGAAGCCCUCCAAGCUCUUCGAGGAUGACGAGCGCGAGAAGGAGCAGUACUGCGUCAGGAAGGUCCGGCCCUCCGAGGAGAUGCUGGAGCUGGAGAAGGAGCGGCGGGAGCUCAUCCGGAGUCAGGCGGUGAAGAAGAACCCCGGCAUUGCCGCCAAGUGGUGGAACCCGCCCCAGGAGAAGACCCUGGAGGAGCAGCUGGACGAGGAGCACCUGGAGUCGCACAAAAAGUAUAAGGAGCGCAAGGAAAGACGGGCGCAGCAGGAACAACUGCUGCUGCAGCAGCAGGUGCAAGCCCCAGCACCGCUCUGCCCCGCCCCCACCCCCGCCCCCUCUCAGGACCACUCCGGCCUCUCUGAAAGCACGAAGGAGGACAUCGUCACUGAGCAGAUAGAUUUCUCUGCCGCUCGCAAACAGUUCCAGUUGAUGGAGAAUUCCCGGCCGGCCGUGGCCAAGGGUCAGAGCAACCCUAGGCUGUUCUCUAUCAAGCCUUUCUACAGGCCCCUGGGAUCCAUCAACUCAGACAAGCCGCCGACCACUGUGAGACCAGCUGCUGUCCGGGCACCUCCAGAGGACAGUGGUGCACCCGCCACCAAGGGGCAGAGAACCCCCGGAGUCCCAGAGAGCCAGCUGGCGGGAGGAGGCCAGGCCAGCUCAGUGCCUGCAGGGAAGGAAGGGCCCUACAGCGAGCCCUCUAAGCGUGGGCCUUUGUCCAAACUGUGGGCAGAGGACGGAGAGUUCACCAGCGCCCGGGCCGUCCUCACUGUGGUCAAGGAUGACGACCAUGGCAUCUUGGAUCAGUUUUCCCGCUCGGUCAAUGUUUCUUUGACCCAAGAGGAGCUGGACUCUGGUUUGGAGGAGCUGUCGGUGCGGUCCCAGGACACCACGGUCCUGGAGACGCUGUCCAAUGACUUCAGCAUGGACAAUAUCAGUGACAGUGGAGCCUCCAACGAGACAGCCAACGCCCUCCAGGAGAACUCCCUGGCUGACUUCUCCCUGCCCCAGACCCCCCAGACCGACCACCCAGCCGAGGGCCGAGGCGAAGGAGUCUCCAAGUCGUUCAGCGAUCACGGUUUCUACUCCCCUUCUUCCACGCUCGGAGACUCCCCAUCCGUGGAGGACCCCUUGGAGUACCAGGCUGGCCUCCUGGUACAGAGCGCCAUUCAACACGCCAUCGCCGAGCAGGCGAGCAAGGCUGCGGGCAAAGCCGGCGAAGAUGGAGCCGCCUCUGGGCGACCAGAGGUCUCCCUGGAGGAAGCCGAUGCUGAGGAGGCUUCCGGCCCGGAGAAGCCUCAGGCCACGUUCGCGCCACCUCAGGUGUCCUCUCCCGUUCAAGAGAAAAGGGAUGUAUUACCAAAGAUCCUGCCCGCAGAAGACAGGGCGCUCAGGGAACGGGGGGCCCCCCAGCCGCUGCCCACCGUGCAGUCCAGUGGGCCGGUCGACAUGGAGGAGAGCAGGCCCGAAGGCAGCUACUUCAGCAAGUACUCGGAGGCGGCCGAGCUGAGGAGUACGGCCUCCCUGCUGGCCACUCAGGAGUCCGACGUGAUGGUCGGGCCCUUCAAGCUGAGGUCCCGGAAGCAGCGGACUUUGUCCAUGAUCGAAGAAGAGAUCCGAGCGGCCCAGGAAAGGGAAGAGGAGCUGAAGCGCCAGAGACAGGUCCUGCAGAGCACACAGAGCCCCAGGGCCAAGAACGCCCUGUCGCUGCCCUCCAGAACAGCUGGCUACAAAACCGCCCCAGGGAAAAUAGAGAAAGUCAGACCUCCUCCAUCCCCCACAGCCGAAGGCCCCAGCCUGCAGCCUGACCUAGCCCCCGAAGAGGCUGCCGGAAGCCAGCGGCCCAAGAAUCUGAUGCAGACCCUCAUGGAAGACUAUGAGACCCACAAAUCUAAAAGGCGCGAGAGAAUGGAUGAUAGUAGUGUCCUUGAGGCCACAAGGGUUAAUCGAAGAAAGAGCGCCCUGGCCUUGCGCUGGGAAGCCGGGAUCUAUGCCAACCAGGAGGAAGAGGACAAUGAAUAAAUAUCCUUUGACCCAGGAAGCUUCUUUGGUGCUUGGGAUACCAAGAAACCAAAAAAGUACCGAAUCAAAGCAUUUUAAUGGACUAUUUAUUAAAGUGCACACAAACUCAGCAAUCCUUAUGUAGACCAGAAGCUGCAAUACACAGUGAUGACAAAUAAAGAAGUCCACCCACCACACUCUGACACCCAGGAGUCAAAGAGAAAGAUUGUUGUUGUUGUUGUUUUUGUGACUCAAAGAAUCCUCUGGAUUCGGACUAAUCUACAAUCAAUCCAAAAGGACAAAGACGCGACCAACGAAUCAACAGCUGCGACAGGCAGAACAGAGACCAGCCCUGCUGGGUGACAAGGAAGAACAAUGGCCCGCGGGUCGGUUGGUUGGCGAGCAUGGGGGCCCAGCAGUCUACCUGGCAUAGGAGCUUCCUGUGCGCUGGUUUCCCACCCAUUGCUGGCGGCAUCAGAGGUGUUGGGUUAACUCCAUUUUCUCCAGCAGCCAUCAAGUGAAUGGUGUUUCUCUCCGUAUUUGCCCAAAAAGAGGCAGUUACUCCAUUUUACUCACAGUUAAUUAUUUUUCUUGGGGCACAAUUCAUGAUUGCAAUACACACCAUCCAUAUUUUAAAGACACUACUUCUUCAUCUUGCAGACACAAUCUGUUCUACAUUAGGAGGUUGAGAAAGGGGGAGAAAGCCAAACCAAAUGGGUUGUUUUAGCUUUAGAAUCUUGUCUGCUUCUGAUAAUGACUGAGGUGCAGUUUAAGAAAACCCAUUUUCACAAUUACAUUUCUUCAUAUGAAAACUAUAUUUAGUGGGCAACAACUAUUUUUAUGAUGGGAUAGGGGAAUAUAUUCAUGUGUAAAAUCUGUGCACAUUGAACAGCUUGGUUCAAGAUGGUAGGGGUGUUUUUAGAAUGGCAAUAAUUGAAAAAAAAAAAAAAGGUGAAUUCUGCCUUACAGAGGUAGAUGACAAGAAAUAAAAAGGGUGUUUAUAACUAUUUUGUAUUAUAAAAUGGGCCUUAGCAGUAAUAGGAAGAAAGAUGGAUUGUUUGGAAUCAAUCAGAGAGGAAACAUUAGAGAAAAGUCGGGAAAGGAGAGAGAGAAAAGGGAGAGAGGAAGAAUGACGGGGAAAUAAGGAAGUCAGAGAUACUAUUUUUGCUGCGCAACCAGUGUUUUUCAGGAUGAUGCAGAGAAAAAUAUAGAAUAGAAAUUUAAGUGCGGGCUUGGAAUCAGCGACAGAUCCUAAAGAUGGUGUGUGCGUGCGUGUGUGUGUAUGUAUAACUUUUGUGUGUUUGUGUAAGGUGUGUAUGUGUGUGUGUGUGUGAAAGAGAGAGUGUGUAUUACAAUUCCAGAAUGAUCAUGGCACAUGAGUGUACAGUUAUUUCCUCCAAAGCUACUUGCCAGCUUCAGGAGUGAGUGAGAAUUUCUUUUUUAUGAAAAGGGAUAUAAAGGCACCGAGCUGAUGCAGUAUUUGUAAUAUUAAACUGACCUAACAUGGUAUUCGCAUGAGUUGUAAUUGCAGCGUUUUGGGCAGUUUUGUAAUUUGACAUUUAGGAAAGUAAUCUAUUUAUUCUCAUGCUUUGUAUUCAUGCUUAGUAUACUAUACAAGAUGCCAGCUGUACUCUUUCUAUCAUUUAAAGCAAUAUGAUGAGGGUAUUCAAUAAUCGAAUGCCCUAAACUUCUGGAUGAGAAAAGUUUGAAUUCUGGCCUUGAGAAAAAAAACCUGACCAGCUUUUUUUUUUUUUUUUCCUUUAAAACUGUUAUUUUUAAAGAAGCAAUAAUGAAGUCAGACCUCACUAGGAUUCAUUUUUGUUUUCAUAUUGUUAUGUCAUAAGCUCUCAUACGUUAUUCUGACAAGUAGAAAUUCCACAGAAUUUGUAUGUAGGUGUUAAGCACAUUCUCUUUGCUUCUUUUGUUAGAGGAGUGUUGAUUUGGGGGGGGAAAGUUUAUUCACAGAGAAAUGGUGGGCACAAAGUGAAAAUGAAACUGGUAACUUAGAAGGAUCCUUUUGUGUUGCCAAGGGAACCUGUAAUUUGAAGCCACAUUUUAUAAUUGGUAGGCAAAAUAGCACAUGGGCCGCUAGCACCAUCUUUGUAUGGUCUACCCUGGAUAGUCCACAAAUGUGCUGGCCAUUGGGCACACCGGACAGAUGCGAGCCCUGCUGCAAGGAAUUCAUUUUCUAGUUGGGGAGACAGGAAAAUGAGAUCCGUGUUAGAUUAGAGGUCCUUGCAGGUGCGAGGGGGGUCUCCAGACGGAGUUGGGGGGGCAUCUCUGCUGGAUGAUUUGCAGCCAGAUGUCCCCAGAUGCUUGGACUGAGGACCCAGCGAUAAGGGGGUGUUCCCAAGGCAGACAAAUGGAAACAGGAGCGGCCCAGGAGGCUGCAGCAUUGAGGGGUCUGGGCACAGUGGCAUUUAGGAUGGCUGGAGAGUAGGAGAAUUCUGUGGGUUGCACACAAAAUGAAAUGUGCGUCGUGUUUUCUAGACGGGAUGGAUCAGAUGGAGACCACAGACAGGGUGCGGACUAACUCCCCCAUUGUUCACAAGGGGGCACCGUCCUCACCCCUGAAGUGUUUUUGUUCUGUUUGGAAGGAAACCACGUACGCACAUGAAACCGACUUUCGGGAAGAGAAUUGGCAGCUGAAAGAAAAGCUUAGGAGGCCACACAGCUCAUGGAAUCACCUAGAGGCUGACACAGUGAUCUUUGACGACGGCUGAUUGGACCAGAAACACUGCUUAAGGACUACAGGGUUACAGAGCUGGCGUCCUUUGGGUCAUGCUCCCUGUGUAGACAAGGGAACCAGCAGGCUCUAGGACUCCCCCUAGUCACAAAGCUAUUUUAACUGUGGCCCUUACAUUUCCCAUUUUUUUCCUAUGCUGCCAUCCAAAUGACAGUUGUCUACUUCCUGGUUCCUGUCACUGAAAAUCCCAUUAUAACCCUAUUAAAAUGUACAUUACAGUUCCCUUGGGAGACCUGGAUUUGUCUUCUGUGCUCUUGAGGCUUUUUACUCACUCAAGACACAUUGGGCCCUUGCUUUGUACGUACAUAGCCCUGUGUGAGCCUCUAGGAUCCCACGAGAAUCCCUGGAACGUUCUGUAGGUGGAACAGACCUCUGGACGAAGGUCAGUCGUGGCUAUUCCAUCAAGAGAAAGAGGCUUGAGAAAAAAAAAAAUAUGCCUCUGACACUUGGCCCCACUUCCAAAGAGCCUGCAAAGCUUGCUCAUCUCAACUUUAGCAAAUGUUUAGAUUGCAGAGCUGUCCAGGGCUUCCCGAGAGCAUUCCAUCCUGCAGAGCGUAGGGGUGCUCACCCUCCUGGAGCCGAGCAGCGAUCACCCUGCCUUGGGCUUCUCAACCCAGAAAUUGUGGAAACAGGGUCUGCCCGUGGCAGGAGGCUGGGCUGUGUUCUACUUGGAUGAUGCAAUGCGACUUCCUUGCCUCUAUCCCCAUGCAUGCUGCCUCCCCUAGGCAUAUAAGCAGUAUAUAGGUCAGUGUCCGCAUAUAUAUUCACACACACACACACACACACGACAUAUCUAGGAACACUGAAACAGUGUUGACUCUUGUCUUUAAAGACAAACAUUUUUUUUCCAACUAAAAAUGGAUUUAAUUAAACUAUGUACUGAAAAAAAAAUUAGCCUAAGUGUUAGAGAUGGUGACUAUAUCUUAGUUACAGAACCAAUUUGCUGAAUUGUAAGCAUUCAGUGAGCUGCCAAUUUGAAUUUUGUGUUGCUUUUUACCCAAACGACUUUUUUUUCUUUCUUUUUUUUUUUUUUUUCCUUGAGGAGGGGGGAAAAAGCAAUACUGUGUUUGGAAAUUAUACUCUGUAUCUGGCUUUCCUGUGUAUGUUAACCACUUCAAUGUUAUUAUCCUGCUUCGGUUUUAUAGUGAUUGUGAGGCAUUCGAUGCAAGUAUACACUUAUUUUCUCAUUAAAA
This is a messenger RNA of Lepus europaeus (European hare), 7918 nucleotides long. It is a transcript of the gene PALM2AKAP2, whose product is annotated as PALM2 and AKAP2 fusion. Gene Ontology annotation, cellular component: membrane. The record is from RefSeq and is a predicted model, not a curated record. Gene Ontology annotation, biological process: regulation of cell shape. Bases 56 to 4000 code for a protein of 1314 amino acids. The transcript has 12 exons. Lineage: Eukaryota; Metazoa; Chordata; Mammalia; Lagomorpha; Leporidae.